AAAUAUCGUAGUUGACAAACAAUUGACAGCGUGUCAUACAGCAGAAGGUUGUCAGAAUUUAUAUAUAUUGGGUUUUUAGCCAUCCUGUGUUAUUUGUGUGGCUUGUUGGACAUUAAAACUUAAGUUAACUGUGGACCAAAGCAUUCCAACUAAUACGUGCUGUUACAAAACAAAACAAAAUCAAAACAAAGAAAAAUGGCUGGAGUUCCAGUUGCACUUGUUCUUUUGACAUUGGCAAUUAUCCAAUCGGUGAACGCUAACGCAGUUGAUUGCGAGGGGAAAGCGUUCUUUGAAGAGUGUGGAGACGGUCUUAGGUGUAUGUGUCCGAAUCGUAAUGUUAUCACUGCAUUAAAUCCUGGAGAACCUCCCUGUCCAGACACUCUCGUCUGCAGAAGGUUUCAAUGCGCUGCUCCAAUCCUAAGCGGUAGAUUUGUAGAGCCUAAAAAGGGGGAAAAUGGCGAGUAUUUGCUUUGCGAUAAGGAUGAAGAUUGCGGAAAAAACUUCAAGUGCGCGGGGAUUUAUUGUUGCCGGGUGUAUAGAGGAAAGCUUUUCUAAAGAUAAUAACGAAAAUUUGCAAGCUUAUGAAAUGAACUGACCGAAAUGUUAUGAGAAUUAAAAAUAAAAGAUACUGGUUGGAGAGAUAACUCCGACACUUGCUAAA
Messenger RNA from Ruditapes philippinarum (Manila clam), 661 nucleotides. RefSeq lists its product as uncharacterized. The transcript is spliced from 5 exons. The record is from RefSeq and is a predicted model, not a curated record. NCBI's taxonomy places the organism in Eukaryota, Metazoa, Mollusca, Bivalvia, Venerida, Veneridae. Bases 196 to 555 code for a protein of 119 amino acids.